AUGAUGGAUGAAAUGCUGAAAAUUGACGUUUGUAUUGACUGGUCUGUGGAUCUCAAGAAAUACAUGGUGCUGGCAGGAGAGCCUGUGCGUGUGAAAUGUGCACUGUUCUACGGAUACAUCAGGACUAACUACAGCAUGGCACAGAAUUCAGGACUCAGUCUAAUGUGGUAUAAAAAUAAUGGGCAAGGAGACUCAGAAGAGCCAAUUAUAUUUGCUGGACGCAGAAUAAGCAAAGAAGAGGAUUCUAUUUGGUUCCAUUCAGCAGAGUUACAAGAUAAUGGAUUCUACACUUGUGUUUUAAGAAACUCAACGUAUUGCAUGAAGGUUACAAUGUCCUUGACAGUGGCAGAAAAGGACUCAGGACUUUGCUACAAUAGUAUGAUCCGAAAUUUGGAGAAAGCUGAAAUUACUAAAAGUAAAGAACUCUUCUGCCCAGAUAUUGAAGACUUCAUCAAAGAAGACCAAGAUCUCGAUAUUGUUUGGUACAAGGAAUGUUUGCCUAAAUCAUGGAGAAGUACAAUUUUGCAAAAGAGGAACACCCUUGUGAUACAAGAGGUCCAAGAGGACGAUUUGGGGAAUUACACCUGUGAAUUGAAGUACAAGAACAAGCUGGUGAGAAGAACAACUGAAUUAAGAAUUACAGCUGUACUCACUGACAAGCUACCUCAGCUUCUGCUCCCUCUUGAAAACCAACAAAGUACUGUAGAUGUCCAGCUGGGCCGUCCAGCCAGUCUGAUCUGCAGGGCAUUCUUUGGGUACAGCUCGGUGAACCCAAUCAUUUACUGGAUGAAAGGUGAAAAAUAUAUGGAGGAGCUGGAAGACAGUCAGGUUAAGGAGAGUGAUAUCAGAAUUCUAAAUGAGCACCUUGGGGAGAAGGAAGUGGAAUUGUUGCUGUUAUUCGAUGGGGUGAAGGAGACGGACCUGGGGAAUUACACCUGCAUCGUAGAAAAUCGAAUUGGACGCACGCAGACCAGCAUUCUUCUCCAGAGGAAAGACUUGAUGUACCGAGUAGAACUUGCCGGUGGCUUAGGAGCCAUUCUCCUCCUGAUCAGCUUUCUUGUAACAAUAUACAAAUGCUACAAUAUUGAAAUGAUGCUGUUUUACCGGAGCCAUUUUGGAAGUGAUGAAACAGAAGAUGAUAACAAAGAAUAUGAUGCAUAUCUGUCAUAUACCAAAAUCGACCCUAACUCACUCACCCAGGAAAGUAGGGAAGAAGGGCAAUUUGCAUUGGAAAUAUUGCCAGAUGUCCUGGAGAAGCACUAUGGCUACAAACUGUUUAUCCCUGACAGGGAUCUAAUGCCAAGUGGAACUUAUGUUGAAGAUUUGGCAAGAUCUGUUGAUCAAAGUCGGAGGUUGAUUAUUGUGCUGACGCCAGACUAUGUCAUUAGACGGGGGUGGAGCAUUUUUCAGCUGGAGAGCAGACUGCACAACAUGCUUGUGACCGGAGAAAUCAAAGUUAUUUUGAUCGAGUUCCCCGAUGUGGAAGGGAUAAUGAACUAUCAUGAAAUUGAAGCCUUAAAAGACACUAUAAAACUUUUAUCUGUCAUCAAGUGGUGUGGGCCAAAAUGUAACAAACUGAACUCCAAGUUUUGGAAGAAGGUCCAGUACGAGAUGCCCAUCAAGAAAAAAGAGCCAGUUGCUCGAGGCCAGGUUCUGGAUGCUGGUGAACAGGGUAUUUUUGGAGAGCUGCAGACUGUCUCGACUGUUUCCAUGGCAGCAAACUCUGCCACACUUGCAUCUUCCCAGGCGGAGCUCCCACCAAACUUUCACAAAGCAGAUCAUAUGCAAAUGAGGCACUACUGUCGAACUUAUGAGUAUGACAUUCCGGCUGCUUCAGUGCCCAUUACCUCGAUAAGCAAUCAACACACAUACUGCAAUAUUCCAAUGGCGCUCAUCAAUGGACAGGCGCCGCAGAUCAUUAUCACCAGAGACCCCUCCCUGCGGGACUGCUCGGUGAACAAUGAACGCCUGCCAAUGUCUUCACGGGAGAUUGGUCUCACGAGUGAUAUCUGGUAG
This is a messenger RNA of Carcharodon carcharias (great white shark), 2016 nucleotides long. It is a transcript of the gene il1rapl2, whose product is annotated as interleukin 1 receptor accessory protein-like 2. The coding region runs from base 1 to 2016 and encodes 671 amino acids. NCBI's taxonomy places the organism in Eukaryota, Metazoa, Chordata, Chondrichthyes, Lamniformes, Lamnidae. The record is from RefSeq and is a predicted model, not a curated record. Gene Ontology annotation, biological process: signal transduction. The transcript is spliced from 10 exons.